Messenger RNA from Hevea brasiliensis (rubber tree), 1314 nucleotides. Its product is annotated as protein CANDIDATE G-PROTEIN COUPLED RECEPTOR 2. The coding region runs from base 226 to 1149 and encodes 307 amino acids. The transcript is spliced from 6 exons. Gene Ontology annotation, biological process: G protein-coupled receptor signaling pathway. Gene Ontology annotation, molecular function: G protein-coupled receptor activity. The record is from RefSeq and is a predicted model, not a curated record. NCBI's taxonomy places the organism in Eukaryota, Viridiplantae, Streptophyta, Magnoliopsida, Malpighiales, Euphorbiaceae. Gene Ontology annotation, cellular component: plasma membrane.
UAUAAAAAAAAAAAAAAAGCCCUCUUCUAUAAUCAUCUUCCAAUCCUUAGUUUAUCACCGAGUCUGUUGCGGAAUCCAUCACUGAACCAUCCAACAUCUUCUGCUCUACGCGAGCUGAAAACAAUCAUCACAAGCCAUCUGCAAGAUUUCUCAUGCGCCAGUAUUUCAAAGCAUAGGGUUAGGGUUUUCCUUUCCACUCCCGAUUCUUUUAACCCAAAGACAACAAUGCGAAAUCUCCUCCAAGAAUCUCCAGGGUCUCCGUUUUCAAUCCCAAUCUCUCAAAACCCUAAUUCGUCUCUUAAAGAAAGUGGCUUGCUUGGCUCGGGAUUGCACAAUUGGCUCUUCGAGUGCCAUGGGUUCUUGCACAAUGUCACUCUCAUAUUGGCUUCUCUUGCUUUUGUACUAUACUUGGCAUUUCAGGCCAAAAAGAGUGUAACGAAGCUAUCCCACGGGAGAUCUUAUAUAAUGAUCGCUUAUUAUGGGUGUCUUUGGCUCGUUAGCUUGCUUAAUCUCUCUUGGUGCUGCUUUCAGGCAUGGGAGUGCACUGCUGGAAAAGAAUUGACAUGGAAUAUCUUAUCUUUGUUUACAACAUCUGGAAUGCUGUUUUUGGAAGUAAGCUUGAUUGCCUUUUUACUCCAAGGAAAUUAUGCAAGUGGUUUGGAAGCUUUGACACGGACAUUUGCUGUAUCAGCGCUCAUUGUUGGUUUGGACAUACUCCUCAAGGCAAUAUAUAUGUUUGGACUUGGGAUCCCUUUGUUCAUUGACAGCAAUGAGCAGCAACAUCACAUGAAGUGGAGCUUGUGGGUUGUCCACAGGCUAGUACUAACUGCAGUUUAUGGCUUCAUAUUGUUCAUGUACCAUUCCAAGUGGAGGGAAAGAUUACCUGCAAGGCCUGCAUUCUACAAGUACAUUGUUAUUAUGUUCACCUUGAACGCAUUAGCACUAUUUGCCUGUGGGCUAACUGUGAAUGGGACUGAUUUUGGUUUCUGGUUGUACAGCACCACAAUUGUCUGCUACCAUACCUUUUACCUGCCUCUGCUAUAUGUAACAUUUUUAGCGGACUUUUUCCAGGAGGAUGAUUUGCAUCUAGAGAAUGUAUACUAUUCAGAGAUGAAAGAUGCCGGUUUCUUUGAUGCUGAUUGGGAGUGAUUCAGUGAGAUUCCGGCUGGAUGACAAUCUGUACAUUGAAGGAACUUACGGAUGGCAAAAAUUGCUGCACUUUAAGAGAUGCUUGUUCGUUCCUUGCUUGACUUGUUCUUUCACUUUAGGUGUGCCGCUUCAUGUAACUCUAUGGUUCUGGUUUUUUUUUUUUUU